Messenger RNA from Phanerochaete carnosa HHB-10118-sp, 1206 nucleotides. RefSeq lists its product as uncharacterized. The transcript is spliced from 3 exons. NCBI's taxonomy places the organism in Eukaryota, Fungi, Basidiomycota, Agaricomycetes, Polyporales, Phanerochaetaceae. Bases 1 to 1206 code for a protein of 401 amino acids. The record is from RefSeq and is a predicted model, not a curated record. Gene Ontology annotation, molecular function: hydrolase activity.
AUGUUCGCCUUCAGGAGUCAACCACUCAAGGCGCUGUACCUGCUCGUCUUCGUACCAUUCACACUAUUCGUGCGUCUGCCCUACUGGGUUCUCGUCUCCACGAUUCCUGCAUUCAGGCCGCGGAAGACAUGGUCCAUGAAGCGCGCCCUCAGCCUCUACAUCGUCACUACCAACAAUAACUUGACUUACACGACCGGGUUCAGCGCGCUUCCGGGUAAUCCGGAAAAGGAGAGCGCCAAACCAGAGACCACUGGCUUUGCGUGGGUCGAUGCCGUGCCCGACGACCUCGUCACCGGCGAGUUGGCCGAGUUCGCCCGUCGAAACCAAGUGGCGCCCGCGAGGAUCUACGGAUAUUGGUAUGGUGCUCGUGGCGAGCAUGGCAAGCCCGGGCAACACGCAGGCAAGAACGAGCGCGUCAUAUACUUCAUUCAUGGCGGAGGUCAUGUGAUGGGCUCGGCACAUCCAUCCAAUGUGUGGAGGGGUAUCCCGGAUGGAUUCGUUAGCUAUUGUGCCACCGUUGCCAAGCGAGUUUUCUCGCUCGAGUACCGUCUCUCCUCCUCCGCACCGUACAAGCCCGAGAACCCGUUUCCCGCUUCAAUGCUUGACGCGCUAUCGGGCUAUCGCUACCUGAUAGAAACUCUGGGCUUCGAAACGCAGAACAUUAUCCUCGUGGGCGACUCUGGCGGUGCGCAAACUGCAAGCAACCUGGUGCGCUACCUCAUCAGCGCCCGCCUGCCCGGCCUCGUGCCGCCUAGUGCACUCGUCCUGCUCUCGCCGGCGAUGGACUGGGGCAAUACCCACCUCGGCACGCCCGCCCCGACGAUGGACACAAAUAUCGCAACAGACUUCCUCCGCCCAGUGAUGCUGAACGGGUACAGCGCGACGAGCAUGCGGGGCAGCCUUGACGCGGGCGAGCUCGAGACGAACCCGUGGCUGUCGCCGGCGUCGCUCAAGCUAGCGCGCACGGAUGGCCUGUGGGCGAACUUCCCGCCGACGGCGAUCGUCGCCGGCGACGCAGAGCACAUGGUAGACAGUAUGCGCACACUCCGCGACCGCCUCGUGCACGACAACGGGAAGGAUAGAGUCACGUAUUUCGAGUAUCCCGAUGUGUUCCACGACUGGGUGUUGUUGCCGUGGAUUGAGCCCGAGCGCAGCCAGGCCUUUAACGACCUGAGGAAGUGGCUGGAAGGCGUGUACGGGAUGUGA